Molecule: messenger RNA, 4519 nt
Organism: Gryllus bimaculatus (two-spotted cricket)
Lineage: Eukaryota; Metazoa; Arthropoda; Insecta; Orthoptera; Gryllidae
Source: the annotation of a GenBank genome assembly
ACGAAUGUCCGUCGAGCACCUCGGCUAAUCGGGAUUCGGCAGACCGGCGGGUGGGCAGGCAAGCAGUCUCUCGAUAAUCGCCGAAUGCCGUACGCCCACCCUCCUUGUUCAGCGGGGAAUUCCGAGCCCGGUCGCCGUGGAAUUCUUUGGCCGAGCGUGGCAGGGAGGGAGGGGAGGAAGGGGUGCGCCGUGCCGUGUGCGCAGGCGCGCUGGCCUGGGCCGGCCACCGGCCGCCAGUCGCCAUGUACCUGCCGCCGGUGCUGCUGGUGGCGGCGGUGGCCACCGCGUGCGCGCUGCACGCGCAAGAGCUCGCCGGCGCGGAGAAGGUCGCGGCAGGCAGCAACGCGUCUGCGCCCUGCGCGCCCAUCACCGUCGACGAGUUGCUGCGCGUGCUGGGCGGAGCCUACAACGGGCGCUACAUGGCGGUGGAGCAGCCGCCGUCGCUGCAGUCGGGCCGGCCCGACCGCAGCAGGCCCAACGGGACGGCGCAGGUGGGCGACGGCGCGGAGCUGGAGCUGGAGCUGGAGCUGGAAGAGGACGCAGAGGGCUUCGCGGUGCCAGCCGGCCACCGCGCGCUGCUGGGCCACUCGGCCGCGUGGCUGCCGCAGCCCGACGAGCGGCGGGGCGAGGGCGUGGGCGUGCCUACGCCCAAAGCCACGGCAGCCAGCGCGCCCGCCGCCGCGCUCCACCCAGAUCAGCAAGAUACACAAAGACAUUACAUCGCAGUUGUUGUUGCUGUUGCUGUUGUUGUUGCUGUUGUUGUUGCUGUUGUUGUUGCUGUUGCUGUUGCUGUUGCUGUUGCUGUUGCUGUUGUUGUUGUUGUUGUUGUUGCUGUUGUUGUUGCUGUUGCUGUUGUUGUUCUGAUUAUGGUUGUUGUUGUUGUUGUUGUUGUUGUUGUUCUGAUUAUGGUUGUUGUUGUUGUUGUUGUUGUUGUUGUUGUUAAAGCAUAUAAAUACACCGUGUUUUUUGCAGGGGCGCCGCUGCGUCGGGUCCCGCGCCACCAGCCGGCCUUCAACCCGACGCCGUGGGCGUGCGAGGGGCGCGUGCUGUGGGCCGACCUGGGCGCCGACUACUUCCCGCGCUUCCUGCGCUCCGUGGAGUGCACGGAGCGGCGCUGCUGGUACGACCGCUUCGAGUGCCGGCCGCGCGCCUUCGCCGUCAAGGUGCUGCGGCGCGUGCCGGGUAAGUGCGCGCCACCGCCCCCGCACGCGGAAAGACCCUCCCGCGGCGGAGGCGUCGCUCCCACGCCCUCCGCCCCCACCGAGCUGUGGCUGUGGGAGGAGCGCGCCGUGGCCUUCUGCUGCGAGUGCGCCUCCGUCACGGUGUAGCAGCGCUUCCGGCGACGCCCACCGGCGCAGGUGGGAGCCGCCGAGUUAGUCCCUCUUCCUGUGACGUGACCGUAACUCUGCGGGGGCACACGAUGACCCGUCAUGGUCUUGCCGGUGGCACUCUGGCAGAGUAGAUGUAAAAGGCACCGUCCUCUCUCCACAGGGGCUUGCAAUUCUGGCUUGUGCUGGUUGUAAAUGUCGUCGACGCAUUAUUUCACGUGUUGAUCCAACGUAGGAGCGGUACCGCGGCGACAAAUUUAACACGAACUAGAGUUCGCUCGAGAGUAGGCGAGGCCCUUUAGUUCUUAAUCCACUCCGACAUGUUUUUUCCUGCCCCCCCCCCCCUCCGUGGAGCCUUUUCUGAGAGCACACCGCCACCACAUAGUCCGCAGAAAUCAGCGCGUUUCAGGAGGCCAGUCAGCGUUACAGCCUUCGCGCAUCUCUAAACCGACAGCCCUACGCGGUGUCAGCUCUGGUUCGCCUCGUCAAACCUGUGAUGAAGUCCUAUCAGCUUUUGAUGACACGCUACAGAAUCGACGGCAACGCUUUGAUUGCAUUCCCACCAGCACUGCUGCCAUAUAGCCGCCCCUCCGACACUGCCUGCCCAAACCGCCGCUGCAGCUGACCAUUUGGAGCCCUGCCCCCGCCAGGAACGGUUGUGCCUACAAUAGUAAAUAAUUGGAUCAUGUAUUUUACACUCAAUGUGCCUUUUACCCGUAAUCCUUCCUUUCAGCUUCUCCCAUUUUCCCCCAACGCCGGAGUUUUUACCUGUUUCAGCAGCACAUUCCUUUCCUUUGGAAAUCCCGCCUUCCUUUCUCCACCCCCUCCCCCUUUCACCUCUCACGGCAAUGACACUAAUGGUAAAUUGCACUCCUGGACACAGUUUUGUUAUGUUAUCCUCAUGGGAUACUUAUAAAGAGACUACCAUUUCUUGUCGUUUUCUUCGCCAGAAAGAUUCAAGAAAAUGUAUGCAUGAAAAGUGUUCAUUAAACUUAACCAACAGAAGAAUUUGAUGCCGUAAUGUCUGACCACUAACUCUGUGUUAUCUGCUAUUGAAAAUUUCUUCAAACACGGACCUGACGGUUUUGAAGAAUACAACGUGAUGAAAGCAGAAAAUGAAGUUAAUGAUGUGUAUUUAUAUGUGCUAAUGAAUGUUUGUGUUAUGUGGACUCUUUUUAGAGAGAAAAAAAUACCUUUGAGUAAAAGUUCAGUAGACGUUCGCAAUAUCAAGUGUGUGCUUAUCUCUGAUAAGUGAUUCUAGUCAAUUUUCUUGGAUAUUGCCAACUCUUAUCACGACAGUGGCAAUGAGAUACUUCUAUCUAGCACCAUACACAUUAGGUAAUAAAAAACAGUGAAGGAAACAUCUUUUUACCUGAUAACUGAAAUAAAUUAGAUUAAUUUAUUUAUGGUCUUUACUUUGGUAUGCAAAAAUGUUCCUUCACAUAAUAAAAAAGAAACUGUAUUGAAAAUGGAAGUGUAAAAGUUUGCUAAUAUUUCUAUAGUGUGUGUGUGUCCAUUUUUACUAUUUUUGAAAGUAAGUAAUGUACAUUUUGUAUAUAUAAUUUCAUAGUUUUAUUACAUUGUAAUAGUGGUGUGUACAAACUAUAUAAAAUCAUAAUAUAUUUUUAAAAUAUAUUGGUUUCAUUUUUUAUUUAACGCAAACAUUAUCAGAAAAAAAUAAUUUUUGUAAAUUAGGGAAAAGCUGUUAUUAAAUUUGGUGACAUUCAAUAGGGUUGCUGCAAUAAGGUUUGCUGUUGGAUAUUUAUAAAUCAUACACGAAAUAGACAUACAAAUAUUACAUACAAAUCGCCAAGUAAAAACUAAUCAGGCCUCGCUUAUUGCUGAAUGCCUGUGAAAAUUAAUAUAGAAAUCAAAAGAAAAAGAUAAUAAACAAAAAUCGGUGAACACCUCAAUCGAAAUAGACUGCUCUUAAUUAUUUCUAGUGAAAACUUCAAAAUAUGGAUCGUUAGGGAACCCUUUAUAAUCUAUGGCUCUUAUUUCUCUAUAAAAAUGGAAUAUAGAUAAUAAGAUUUUUUAAUAAAUUGUUUAAAAAGUUGAUAUCAUAAUUGAGAAUGUAUCUGUCUGUUUAGUUGCUAAUGACCUCGAUGUCUAUGCAACUUGGAAAACCUCCCACCACAACUUCAUCAUUUGUAUAUUUUACACUUUCAUGUAUAUUUACUAUAUAUUAAUUUGACCAUCUCGUCAAUAACUUCAACAAAAUCGAGACGCGUGUGAUUGCGAAGUGAACCGUGUGAAAUGAUGGUUUCCUAUUUUAGGAGCUAGCACAGUUCAUAGACUAAAACAUAUGAUAAAUAAUACUAACAUGAGUGUGGUAUUUUAUGUAGAGGCUCUUGUUUGGAGAUUUCUCCGUAGUUUGAUGAAAUAUCAGUCUUGGUGUUCUGAAAGUUUAAGGGAAAGAAUGUAGCACUGGAUUUUACUAAAAAAAUUGUUUUGACGUCCGUGAAAUAAAUACAGAAUUGCAUAAAUUAUAAUUAGGGUCAAAAUGUACCAAAAUCAAACCCUAGUAAAAUUACUCCCUUUUCAUCACGAAAAGGGGAAAAUUGCGUUCUUAGUAUCCUUUGAAUUUUGUUCUUCGUUAGUCUCUUAACUACAUUUUUAAUUUACACUUUGUUGUUUGAAACUUCUUUCCAAUAUACACAUUUUUUUCAAAACUUGGACAAAUCUUGUGUAGAUUCUGUUGUAAUGAUAGAUUACUUUCCUAUUUAUGAACUUUAAUUAAAAGUUUACCCCCGAAAUAAUUGUUUCAUUCUCCUAUUUUAAUUAUCCAAUUUUAGCAGUUUUCUUGUUACAUUGUCCAAACCCAUAAUCAUUGAUUACGCCAGAGAUUUGGAUAACAGAAAAUGUAGAUUUACUUGUUACCAAAUCUGCAUUUAUAAUGAAGUUCAUUCUGGCAAGUAAAGUACUCGCUAUUGUUAAAUCACUCAUUUCACUUGCUCAAUGUUUUACAACAUAUUUCGUAAUUACAUCUUAUCACUUUACACAGACGACCGUCGGGAUGCUACAUCUUCAAUUAAGUCAUAUGCUGUGUGAUAUCCAUGUUGUUCAGGUUCCUGUUUCCCAUGAAGAUAGGCAGGAUACCACACGAUGAAAGAAACCACUGAAAAACAAGGGAGAGUAAAUUGUAUUGAUGAAGCCAGUACAUAGUACCAGAAGUGCUCAAUUAUUUCAAG